AGGGAGGGUGAGAGGGGGAAGAGGGAUGGUAGGACCCACGUGAACAGUUUAAUUCUGCCGGCCGCUUUGUCUUCUCUUUCGUCUCCGUCCACCACCGUCGCUCUUUUGGUUUUGCUUGCCCCUUUGACUCUUUCUAUUUCCCUCUCGAGAAGAAGAGGAUAUGAUAUAUUUCAUUUCUUUCUCCCUCUUACACAAAGUCUGUCUCUUUGUUCCUUAACACAUAUAGCUGCAGCCCCACACACACACACACACAAAUAAUAUUAAGAAGAAGGAAAGAAUUCAACGAGAAGGAAAUGAAACGAUGAAGAGCUUGGUUUCUUUCAAGUAUUUUUAGCUUCUGGGUUUUGGUCUCUUGAUAUCCAUCUUUUCCAUUCCUUCCCUCAUGGCUGGUAGCAAUGAAGUCAACCUCAACGAAUCCAAGAGGGUUGUUCCGCUAAACACAUGGAUCCUCAUUUCCAAUUUCAAGCUUGCAUAUAAUCUCCUUCGCCGCCCGGAUGGGACCUUUAACCGCGAAUUGGCGGAAUUCCUUGAACGAAAAGUCCAGGCCAACACCAUUCCAGUGAAUGGAGUUUUCUCCUUUGAUCAUGUUGAUCGCACCACAGGCCUCCUUAACCGGGUUUACCAACCUGCCCCUGAAAACGAGGCUCAAUGGGGCAUUGCAGAGCUUGAAAAGCCCUUGAGCACUACGGAGGUUGUUCCAGUUAUAAUCUUCUUCCAUGGUGGAAGCUUUACUCAUUCCUCUGCUGAUAGUGCUAUCUAUGACACCUUUUGUCGCCGCCUUGUCAGCGUUUGCAAGGCUGUUGUGGUGUCUGUCAAUUAUCGUCGAUCGCCCGAGUAUCGGUACCCUUGUGCAUAUGAUGAUGGCUGGACAGCUCUCAAAUGGGUUAAAUCUAGGACCUGGCUUCAAAGUGGAAAGGAUCCUAAGGUUCAUGUCUAUUUGGCCGGCGAUAGUUCAGGCGGUAAUAUAGCUCACCAUGUUGCCGUGAGGGCAGCGGAAGAAGAAAUCGAGGUGUUGGGUAAUAUUCUUCUCCACCCAAUGUUUGGUGGACAACAGAGAACAGAAUCAGAGAAGAUGUUAGAUGGCAAGUACUUCGUCACGAUUCAAGACCGCGACUGGUAUUGGAGAGCAUAUCUACCUGAAGGAGAAGACAGGGACCAUCCAGCGUGUAAUAUAUUUGGUCCGAGGGGCAAAAAUCUUGAGGGACUGGAGUUCCCUAGAAGUCUAGUUGUUGUGGCUGGUUUCGAUCUUGUUCGAGAUUGGCAAUUGGCCUAUGUUGAAGGACUCCAGAGAGCCGGUUAUGAAGUAAAACUCCUGUAUCUAAAAGAGGCCACUAUAGGGUUCUACUUCUUGCCAAAUAAUGAACACUUCUGCUGUCUCAUGGAGGAGAUAAAGAAGUUCGUGAAUUCUAACUGUUAAUAAACUUCUUAACCUUACCUACAGGCAGCCAUACAUAACAGAACCUUGACAUUUCGCUUGGGCUCUCUCUCUCUCUCUUUUUACCCCCUUUUUUUUUCCAGUGACGGUGUGUAGUUACAAGAUUAUUGUGUAGCAUUACUUCUUGCCAUUUUACCACUUAGGUGGUGGUAAAUGGUGGUGUGAGUUCUGUAUCUCCGGGAACCAGUUGUCCUUGGUCUGCAUAGAGUGCCUUCCGGGUUCAUUAAGGCAAGCUAUUCGAGAGGGGCCAGUUCGGAGGGACUUGAACUUGUUUACAUGAUUCAGCUGAACCAUCAAAAUACAAAACUUACCCAUGUCAACUUCCAGCCACGAUAAUGGGGGAAGGCAUAGCUUAGAAAGCAUAGGGGUCAUGUUAGAUGGUUGAUCAAGUUGUUUCUGUACUUUUGUAAUUUAUAAGCACUAAUUUGUGAACAUAGACUGGAACAUAUCCAUCCUGUUAAGAACUUGUAUGGCAUACAGGUCUUCUAGGAUUAUAUAAGAUCUUUGAUUUUUAUCUA
This is a messenger RNA of Populus nigra (black poplar), 1953 nucleotides long. RefSeq names its product gibberellin receptor GID1B-like. Bases 383 to 1417 code for a protein of 344 amino acids. Lineage: Eukaryota; Viridiplantae; Streptophyta; Magnoliopsida; Malpighiales; Salicaceae. Gene Ontology annotation, cellular component: cytoplasm; nucleus. Gene Ontology annotation, biological process: raffinose family oligosaccharide biosynthetic process; floral organ morphogenesis; positive regulation of gibberellic acid mediated signaling pathway. The record is from RefSeq and is a predicted model, not a curated record. The transcript has 2 exons. Gene Ontology annotation, molecular function: gibberellin binding; hydrolase activity.